ACAGAUGAUCAGGUUACACUUGUUCGCCAUCCCUUAGUAACAGCGUUGUGGCUUUGUGACAGGCGGAGGAAAUGGCUUUAGUAUGAAUGUUUAAUGCGUUGAGCAUGCUGUAGUCUCUCCGUCUUUACUCACACGUCAGAACACUUCCCCUGCAGAGAUAUGAGCUGGUCUUUUCUUCGAGACAUACUAAGUGGUGUUAACAAAUAUUCAACAAGUAUUGGAAGAGUCUGGUUGUCAGUGGUCUUUAUAUUCCGACUCCUAGUGUAUGUUGUUGCUGCAGAAAACGUUUGGAAAGAUGAACAGAAGGAGUUUGAGUGCAACAUCAAACAACCCGGGUGUGAAAAUGUCUGCUUUGACCACUUCUUUCCUAUUUCUCAAAUUCGCCUUUGGGCUCUACAGCUGAUAAUGGUGUCUACACCUUCUCUCCUUGUGGUACUCCAUGUAGCCUAUCGUGAAAGUCGAGAGAAGAGACACAACAAAAAACUGUACAAGAACACAGGAAGCAUGGAUGGUGGCCUGUUUUGUACAUAUGUUGUUAGCCUCCUAUUCAAAACGGUGUUUGAGUUUGGUUUCCUGCUGCUCUUUUACAAAUUAUAUGGUGGGUUCAGUGUACCACGACUAGUGAAGUGCGACAUUGAUCCUUGCCCAAACCUUGUAGAUUGCUAUAUCUCUAAGCCUACAGAGAAGAGGAUUUUCCUGUACUUUGUAGUAAUUACAUCAGGACUCUGUAUUGUACUCAACCUCAGUGAGCUGCUGUACCUCAUCUUCAAAGCAGUUUCUAAAUGUUGUCUAAAACAGUAUGCUGAUAAACUGAGCUCAAGCCAGUGUGGCUGUGAAAACCAACACCGGAGCAUGGACCAGGAUAUUAUCUUAGAACAAUUCACCAACAAUUCUAUUGAACACACUGCAAACUCAUAAACAGAUUGUCUACAUGAACUUUUUUUUAAUAUAUGGCACUAGUACUAUAAGAUAUAUAUAUGUGUAUAUAUAUAUAAUGUUGUCAGGAUCAAACAUUAUAAGUUAUAUGAUCUGAUCCUUUCUGAAUAAUUAUUACAUUUCCCAUUUUUGUACUGUAAUAAAUAUCUACAAUAGAAUUGGUUUACAUGAAUCCUCA
This is a messenger RNA of Bufo gargarizans (Asiatic toad), 1114 nucleotides long. It is a transcript of the gene GJB7, whose product is annotated as gap junction protein beta 7. Gene Ontology annotation, biological process: cell communication. Gene Ontology annotation, cellular component: connexin complex. The record is from RefSeq and is a predicted model, not a curated record. Bases 160 to 918 code for a protein of 252 amino acids. The transcript is spliced from 2 exons. Lineage: Eukaryota; Metazoa; Chordata; Amphibia; Anura; Bufonidae.